UGGACCGGCAGGGGCGCUAGUUAUUCCUCUCCGGCUCAUUGUUUGUGGCUCACAGCUCUGCACCGCCGUGCAGAGAGACAGCGACGGGUCAGAGGAAAAUGGCGGACGGUGUGGAUCACAUCGACAUCUACGCCGACGUAGAAGAGGAAUUUAGCCAGGAAGCUGACUACCCGGUUCACGAGCAGAUCGACCUGUAUGAUGAUGUAAUAUCCCCAUCAGCCAACAAUGGCGACGCUCCCGAAGACCGUGACUACCUGGACGCACUGCCUGCACCAGGUGGCACAGAGGGAGGGAAGAGUUCCCAACCCAACGUGGUGUACACCUACACGGGCAAAAGGAUAGCCCUGUACAUAGGAAAUCUCACAUGGUGGACGACAGAUGAGGACCUGACAGAAGCCAUUCGGUCGAUAGGAAUCACAGAUGUGCUUGAGAUCAAGUUCUUUGAAAACAGAGCCAAUGGCCAGUCAAAAGGGUUUGCGCUGGUGUGUGUGGGCUCGGAGGCAUCGUCCAGGAAGUUAAUGGAGCUGCUGUCAAAGAGGGAUCUACAUGGUCAAAAUCCCAUUGUCACACCAUGCAACAAACAGUCCCUCAGCCAAUUUGAGAUGCAGUCACGCAAAAGUACCCAGUCAGGCCAGAUGUCUGGGGAAGGCAAAGCUGGCCCCCCUGGUGCUGGUCCUCGUGGAGGUUUCCCCAUGGGUCGAGGCAGAGGCAGGUUCCCUGGACCACCCGGCCCCGGAGGAGACCGCUUCCCCGGUCCUGUUGGGCCUGGAGGGCCGCCACCACACUUCCCUGGCUCGGGGAUGAGACCAGAUCUGAUUAGGCACCAAGAUGGCCCUCUGAUGGAUAUGAGUUUCAAUCCCUUCCCGCCGGGGGGCAGGAACGGGAGCUGGCGUGGCAGAGGUGGGAUGCAGGGACCCCCACGUCCCCCUCCUGGCCCACCUGGCCCCCCUGGCCCCCCAGGACCUCCACCUCCUGGCCAGGGCCUCCCCCCUCCCCUUGCUGGUCCUCCAAAUCGUGGUGACAGGCCUCCUCCCCCUGUUCUCUUCCCUGGUCAGUUUGGCCAGCCUCCAAUGGGACCCUUGCCCCCAGGACCUCCUCCUCCAGGUUACGGCCCUCCCCCUGGUCCCCCACCCCCUCAACAGGGCCCGCCACCUCCGGGACCCUUCCCCCCUCGUCCCCCGGGCCCCAUUGGGCCGCCCAUGGCUUUGGCACCACCUCCACACAUGCCAGGUCCCCCACCAGGUGGACCACCCCCAGCACCCCAUGUCAACCCGGCCUUCUUCCCCCCACCUGGUAACAACAACAUGCCCCCCAACGACAGCCGAGGACCCCCUGGACCAAACGACCCAUACGGACGCCCACCACCAUAUGAGAGAGGGGACUAUGGCCCUGGAGGACGGGAGAUGGAGGCGUCACGGACCCCUCUGAGCGAAGCAGAGUUUGAGGAGAUCAUGAACAGGAACAGAGCCAUCUCGUCCAGCGCCAUAUCUAGAGCGGUGUCUGACGCCAGUGCAGCUGACUACGGCAGUGCUAUAGAGACCUUGGUGACAGCUAUCAGUCUGAUUAAGCAGUCCAAGGUGUCAGCAGAUGACCGCUGUAAGGUCCUCAUCAGUUCCCUGCAGGAUUGUCUCCACGGCAUUGAGUCAAAAAGCUACGGUUCCGCCUCCAGUCCAAUGAUGCGUCACGUCUCUGCCAGGCGAGAGCGUUCCAGGGAACGAGACCACAGCCGCUCCAGAGAAAAGAGCAGACGGCACAAGUCCCGCAGUCGUGACCGACAUGAGGACUAUUACCGAGAACGCAGCCGGGAGCGGGACCGCCAUCGUGAGAGGGACAGGGACCGCGACCGCGAGAGAGAAAGGGAGAGGGAGUACCGACACCGCUAGCAACGGGAGGUAGGUGGAAGCUAACGAGGAUCAAGGAUGAAUGGAAGGAAAAGGAGGAAUUUCAGUGCGCCACCACCUCCCCGCCCUGCAUGACCGGACAGGACUACAACCACCACCUCUUCCUCCACCCCACCUCUCAGUCUCCACCCAUGCUUCUCUCUGUCUGUUCAUCUUGUCUGCCUGACUAAGAGCAGUGGAUGGAAGACCCUGACCUGUGUAAGGUUAUGUUAUCCAAACACCUUCUAUACUCAUGGUAACUAAAGAUGAAAGAAAAGAAACUUUCCAAACAGCUCUUUUAUUUUUAUGAUGUUUUAUUUGACAUGAAGAUGACUAUGUGCGAUGCUUUUUUGCAAAGAAACAAUAAAAUGGCCCACCAAUCCCCCAACUAGAGGACACAAACAUUACAUCCUUUUUUUUUUUUUUUGUCUCGCAGUACUGUGUACGUUCAGUUUAGAGAUCAGUUUUUAUAGGCUACAUAUUUGAUGUUUUCUCCCUACCCCUCCCUCAUUCUCAAUUAUUCUUUUCAUGGUUAAUAUGUUUGUAAAUGUCUCUGCUUUUGAUUAAAAACUAGAUGGUGUUGUAAUAAAAAAUGUUUACUGAGGUACUCAAUGCAUUUGGUGAAUUCCUCUACAUGUUUGGCUCAUUUAUAUUAAAUGUAUAUUUUGGACUUCAAACUGUUUUUUCAUAUUGAAUUUGUCUACAUUUAGAUUAUAUUUUUUAGCUGUACUAGCAAGUGGCUUUAUGUUUUAGAAAAUAGAUCCUUGUCGUUUAUUCCCUUUUUGUUUUUUAUUUUUCUUCAAAUGGAUAAAACUUUUUACAAGGUAAGCCAUUAGAUGAAUGUACUUUUUUACGAUGUGCAUUGAUUGGUGGAUGGAAAAAUAUGUAGACUUUGAACAAGUUGAAGGUCUAGCUGUAGUGCUUUGCAAAAUUUUGGGGAGCUCUGGACCCAUACACCGUAAACCAUAAUGCUAUUCACAAAGUGUUUUCUGUUUGUGUGUAAUAGCAUUGAGUAGCCAAUCCAAAUUUUCUUUGAAGUCUUUGUUUUGUUGUUGUGAAAGGUAUUAAUUCUUACACUUAGAAAUUCAGGUUCAUUCAAGCAGCCAUUGUAGUUACAACUAACAUGGAGCUGGUCAACCUUCAAAGAUCGAUUAAUCCCAUUGUCGAAAGUUUGCCAUUUCAAGUAAGUGAUUUUUUUUUUUUUUUUUUUGCUCCUAUGUUCCACAACUAACAUUUUUAUGUAUGUUUAUUUUUAACACCACCCUGUGACACCAUAGCUAAAAUUCAUAUGUAAUUUAAUGUUUGUUAAAUGUGGAAUGUGCACCUUAACACUAAUGUUAUCGUGUGCAGUGGAACACAUCUUUUCUCUUUUAUUCCACCACCCAUCAUGUUCAUAUCUUGGUUUUUUGUUGAAAUAGUGUCAACAGUUUGUGAUACUGAGCUUUUAGUUUGUAAUAAUUUCAGAUGGUCAAUUUGGCUAAUAAGCACUGAGUAACGUGUGUGUUUUUACUGUCCCCAAUCAAAAUUUCAAAAUAUAUUGGGCCUUAGGUGUCCUAAUAUUUGACCUUGAUUGAUUGGGGCAUACCAGUUCUUAAAUUUCACUGAAUAAAAAUGGGUAAACCGAG
Messenger RNA from Micropterus dolomieu (smallmouth bass), 3505 nucleotides. It is a transcript of the gene cpsf6, whose product is annotated as cleavage and polyadenylation specific factor 6. Gene Ontology annotation, molecular function: mRNA binding. The record is from RefSeq and is a predicted model, not a curated record. The coding region runs from base 99 to 1883 and encodes 594 amino acids. NCBI's taxonomy places the organism in Eukaryota, Metazoa, Chordata, Actinopteri, Centrarchiformes, Centrarchidae. The transcript has 12 exons. Gene Ontology annotation, cellular component: mRNA cleavage and polyadenylation specificity factor complex. Gene Ontology annotation, biological process: mRNA alternative polyadenylation.